AUGGGAAAUUGUUGUAAUGGAAAUUAAAUGUUAGAUCGACACAACCCACAAAUUAUUUUAGUUACAGACUAAUAAAAUAACUCUCUUUAAGUUGAUAAAGCUGCCACCAAAAUUCAAUCUUAUUUCAGAGGAAUUAAGGUUAGAAAAGACUUAAAAUCUAUGAAAAAUCAAUAUCAUUGUAAUAAUGAACAUGCACCUUUGACCAUGGUGGCUAAAUUAUCUAGAAUGCCUAAUUAUCUUACUGAAAAAACUAAAAAAGUACAUGAUGAAUAAGGUCCAUUUGAAGAAAUCUUAGAACCAGAUUUACCAAAAUUAGGACCAUAUGAAUAUAAUGAUUAAACAGUCUAUUAUGGUUAAUACAAAAAUGGAUUGAAACAUGGUUAUGGUACACAAAUAUGGAUAGAUGGAUCAAUAUACGAAGGUUAAUGGCAAAAGAACUCUGCUUAAGGUAUAGGUAGAUUAAUUCAUUGUGGUGGAGAUGUAUAUAUAGGAGAAUGGUAGAAUGAUAAAGCUAAUGGAUAUGUAAUUUAUUAUGGAUAAUAGGGGAACUUAUAUACAUGCAGAUGGUGCAAAAUAUGUAGGUUAAUGGUUAGACGAUAAAUAACAUGGAGAUGGUAUAGAAACUUGGCCAGAUAACUCUAUUUUUAAAGGUUAAUACUAAAUGGGGAAGAAACAUGGUCAUGGAGAAUUCUAAUGGAAAGAUGGUUCUAAAUAUAUUGGAGAUUUUGACAAUAAUCUGAUAUAAGGUUAUGGAGAAUAUACUUGGUUUGAUGGUAGAAAGUAUAUAGGAGCAUGGAAAAAUAAUAAAAUGGAUGGUCAAGGAGUAUAUAUACAUAUAUAUAAGUAAUAGAUUUUUACAUGGAUAGAUGGCAGAAGAUAUAAAGGUGAAUAUAGAAAUGAUAAAAAGGAUGGAUAUGGAGAAUUCAAAUGGCCUGAUGGACGAGUAUAAUGUAUAUAUUGAUGAUUAGAUUUAUCGUGGAUAAUGGUAGAAUGGUAAAUAACAUGGGAUAGGAGUUUAUAUAGGAGAAUCGAAUGUUGAGAAAUAAGGGAUAUGGGAAUAAGGCAAGAGAGUUAGAUGGAUUCAUAAAGGGGAAUCUAUUAUUACUGAUUGA
Messenger RNA from Paramecium pentaurelia, 1112 nucleotides. The record is from the annotation of a GenBank genome assembly. NCBI's taxonomy places the organism in Eukaryota, Ciliophora, Oligohymenophorea, Peniculida, Parameciidae.